Molecule: messenger RNA, 940 nt
Organism: Notolabrus celidotus (New Zealand spotty)
Lineage: Eukaryota; Metazoa; Chordata; Actinopteri; Labriformes; Labridae
Exons: 5
Coding region: 74-895 (273 amino acids)
Biological process (GO): lipid metabolic process
Cellular component (GO): membrane
Molecular function (GO): oxidoreductase activity, acting on the CH-CH group of donors
Source: RefSeq, a predicted model, not a curated record
AGAAUGGCAGCGGCGCUGAACUUUAACCAUCCUGUGUAUAUCUUUGUGUUGCUCUCGGAGGAGUGGCUCCUACAUGACAAACUUUCAGAUCCCUGCUCUGCUCGCAGACCUGCAGGACAUGAUCAUGGGGAGCACUUUGGCCAAAUGUGCCGCCGCAGACCUGGGCAUCCAGUGGGCCGGCUGGGCUCUGGCUGCUGCCUUCAAAACCGAGAAGUUUUAUGAUCUGGCAGGAUCUGGCACUUUUAUACUGCUUGCCCACCUGAGUCGUCUCUGGGGAGGAGCCAGCCACAUCCGUCAGAAUGUGCAGACUGGGUGUGUGACGGCAUGGGGACUCAGGCUAGGGACAUUCCUCUUCAUGCGGAUCUUGAAGGACGGUCAUGAUCGCAGGUUCAACAAUGUCAGAGAGAGCCCAGGGACUUUCUUUGUGUACUGGACCGUUCAAGCAUUGUGGGUAUUUAUGACCCUCCUGCCCACCCUAAUGCUAAACAGUGAGAGGCAAGAUGUACCUCUGGGAGCGAGGGACUACAUUGGCUGGACUGUUUGGGGCGUUGGCUUCGCUACUGAGGCGAUCGCUGACCAGCAGAAAUGGUUUUUCAAACGUGACCCAGAUAAUGCCGGAAAGUUCAUACAGAGCGGAAUGUGGGCCUACAGCAGACAUCCAAACUACUUUGGGGAGAUCCUGCAGUGGUCCGGUCUCUGGCUCUCAGCCUCCUCAGUGAUGAAGGGCACACAGUACCUGAGCGUGGCGUCGCCUCUCUUCGUCUGGUUCUUGCUGCGAUACGUCAGCGGCAUCCCCAUCCUGGAGAAGCAGGCGAUGAAGAAGUGGGGAGCUGACCCAACCUUCCAGGACUAUAUCCAGAACACUCCUCUGCUCUGGCCGUGGCCCAAAUUUUGAUGCUUUGUAUUUUUAUUUGAUGACCAAUAAAUACCUCUGACAAGA